Molecule: messenger RNA, 997 nt
Organism: Drosophila nasuta
Lineage: Eukaryota; Metazoa; Arthropoda; Insecta; Diptera; Drosophilidae
Gene: Pop4
Product: ribonuclease P/MRP subunit POP4
Exons: 1
Coding region: 69-698 (209 amino acids)
Biological process (GO): rRNA processing; tRNA 5'-leader removal
Cellular component (GO): ribonuclease P complex; ribonuclease MRP complex
Molecular function (GO): ribonuclease P RNA binding
Source: RefSeq, a predicted model, not a curated record
CUAAUGUAAUCGAUGUUUCUCAACCGCUGCUACUGUUUGUCACGUUGCUGGAAUUUAAUCUCAGGAAUAUGGCCAAAACCAGUGGAACUGUGGAUGCAGUGAAGGAAUACCUUACCGAUCUCGUAGUGCCCCAUCAUCGCUGCAAUGUCAACAUCAUACCUGAUCACAUUACCAUGCUGCACGGCACCAAGAGCAAAAAGCAGCUCAGCCGCAAGCGUCGCGCCCACAAAUCCAACACGCUGACCAGGAAACAAUACGCUGAACUGGGCCUGAAUACGCUUCCUAGGAAACAGUUGCGCUACGAACAGAUGCUGCCACUGCACAAACUGUGGCGAGGCUAUAUACGCGAGCAUCUGGAUCUUGAAGAGGGCGACGAGGUGCCGCAAGUGCAUGAGAAGCGCUACGAUGAAUUUAGCAAACAGUUGGUCAAGAUGGAUUUGCAUGGCGCCAAGCUGCGUGUGCUGCAGUCCAAGUGUCAAACACUAGUCGGAUUGAAUGGUAUAUGUGUGAUGGACACAAAGAAUGUGCUAAAGCUGCUGGGUGAGGAUCAUGUGGUACGAACGGUGCCCAAAAGCGAAUGCGUCUUUGGCCUCAAUGUGGGCAACAUGGAGUUCACCAUCUUUGGACAGCAUCUGACAAUGCGACCAGCUGAGCGCAGCGUCAAGAAAAUCAAGAAUUACGUGGAGCCCUUCAUGUAGCAAAGUCUCGAGGGAGUAAUUUAUAAGAUGUUUAUUAAGUUUGCUAGAAAUAUAGUUCCUAACUGUAAGAAAAUAAAUUCGAAGAGGUCUGAGUAUUGUUUCUGAAAUAAACUAACGAAAUAUUGUUCACAAGAUUCACAUUGCCAACUCCUAUCUCAGAGAUCAGCCUAUUGUAUGAACAGUCAGAAAAACAUGUUUGUAUAGAUCGUAUGUCCUUUUAUGGCUUAUAAAGUCUUGGUCUUAACACGCAUUUAUCUAACUUCAAUAAUAAGUCUUGUUUACUUUAUAAAAUCGCCGAU